UAAAAGUCACGAACCCGUUUGAUCCGAUCCGACCCGACCCGACCAGAAGUGACCCGAAACUGUAAAACCUGUGUUUUGCUUUCUGUCUCUCGCUCGCUAAGAAGCUUCAAACGCUUUAGCUGAAAUGGCGGUUCAAUCAAAUCAGAGUGCUUCUUUUGGUUUCAGAACAGCUUCACCUUCUCAGAAGCUCUCUUCGAAACAUGUUGUUUAUAUUUCGCUGGCAACGAAGCUCAAAUACUCUUCUCUAGCGUCGAUUUCGUGCUCUACUUGGAAUCCUGGUCAAAUUCCGACGAGACACUCCGGUAAAAAUCCCGGAAUAUUCGCAUCUGCCCCAUCCAAUCUUACCUUCUCUCAUGAACCACCAGAAUCUGAAUCUCCGCCACUUGGAAAGAAGAAGAUGCGGGUGUUAGUGAAGCCGCUGGAGAAACCAAAGGUGGUACUGAAGUUUGUGUGGAUGCAGAAGGACAUAGGAGUUGCAUUAGACCAUAUGAUUCCAGGGUUUGGAACAAUCCCACUUAGUCCAUACUACUUCUGGCCUAGGAAAGAUGCUUGGGAAGAGCUCAAAGCUUUGUUAGAGAGCAAGCCUUGGAUCUCUGAGCUUCAUCGCGUCUUUCUCCUUAACCAAGCUACAGACAUCAUCAAUCUUUGGCAAUCAAGCGGUGGAGAUUUGUCUUGAUUGGAUUCACCAGACAUGUCAAUGGAAGCAACUCAGCCAAUCUGUUUAUCAUAGGUAUUAAUGGUCGCAGCUUUUCAAAGUCUAAAGCUUUUGUGUUGUUUAGUGUAUCAUCAGUGCAUGCCUUCAGUCUUGAUGGAUUCAAUGUUGACAGAGAGAUGUCAAAAUGUAGGAACUCACCAAGCUGUUUAUCAUUGUCUAUGCAAAUGCUCUCGUGUUUUGUGUC
Arabidopsis lyrata subsp. lyrata is the source of this 899-nucleotide messenger RNA. RefSeq names its product 30S ribosomal protein 3-2, chloroplastic. The transcript has 2 exons. Lineage: Eukaryota; Viridiplantae; Streptophyta; Magnoliopsida; Brassicales; Brassicaceae. Gene Ontology annotation, biological process: translation. The record is from RefSeq and is a predicted model, not a curated record. Gene Ontology annotation, molecular function: structural constituent of ribosome. The coding region runs from base 125 to 676 and encodes 183 amino acids. Gene Ontology annotation, cellular component: ribosome.